CGUUACUGCUGUAUGUUUCCUUCGUCUUACCUAGUUGAAUCUAGUUUCAACCGUGUAACUAACUUACUGUGAAAAGCCUGUAACCAACUCGACAUUGUAGAAAGAGAUGUUCUUCAAUUAUCAUUGAGAACGUUGGAGCCGAAUGUUGCUAGACUAGCUGAGUAGCAUUAACCACAAGGUUUGCAUUAAAUAAAAUAGCACUAAAUUACAAUCUUCUUUUAAUAAAUACAUUCCUAUAUAUUUAUGACUGAUUUUACAAGUGAAUAUUCAUUUUCCACGGAAUUUAGCGUUUAUUUCUUCAGGAAAUAUUAUAACUACACAUUGGAAACCUAUCCUAAACUUGAAUAUAUUAAAUAAUUUCUAAAGGUCGCUCCUGUCUAUGCUGCUUUCCUUUAAUUGCCUUAUCUAUGAAGCAACUUAUAUCCUGGUCUUGGUCAAUCUCGUAAAUGCAGACAAUUCCGUCCAGAUGUUCCAUAUCCAUCUGUUUUCUGCCGCAGCUUCUUUCACGUUAGCGAAAGAUGUCGAAUUUUGGGCAGAGAAAAGAAAUUGAAGCCACGAUUAUAAAAAUGAAUGUAGUCUUCUUCUUGGUCCUGGUGUUUGGUCUAGGGACAUGUGCUGUGGUGAAAACGGAGCCAAAGAUAAACGAAGAUGAGAUAGUUGCUGCUGCAACUAUCUUGAAUGAAAUUACAGAAGAGCACCAAGUUAGUGGAGAGGUCGAAAAUUCUGUGUUGGAUAUCGAGUCGCAAGAUGAAAAACUGAGCACUGAUGUAUUCAAAAAUGGUGAUGUGAAGAACAAUGAGAUAAUGAGAUGUCAUUGGAGAGCAAUUUUAGGAAACUGCACCCUAUCCGCUCCCCAUAUUGCGCCUUUCAGUGUUUAUAUGAGACUUGUCAAAUAUGGAAUGGACGUUUCCGUGAUGUAUCAUCAUCGGAAAAUUGAUAGCAUACAUAUGGGUGAGUAAUCUAUUUUUAUUUUAUUGAUAGAGGUAACUGUCUAUAAAAAAAAAUAGGCAGAGUAGGGGUAGACUUAAAUCAUGAUUUUAAUUAACAAUUAAAGGAGAAAGACACUAAGAAAAUUAAGAUGCUGACGCAGGGAAAAUAUUGUUAGGAGCACGAUGGGGGAACGUUUAUAAACAAUAUUAUUAUGUUACUUAGAUUUAUAUAAUAAAUCAAGGGUAGGACAAAGAACACAAGCGAAAACUCAACAAAACACAACAUGUGGAAAGAUAGACGAUAACAUAGCAAACGGUAAACAGGACAAAAGCUAAAUGAAUGGACAAUUCUCAACCGAUUUCCUUUUCAGCCAAUGAUAUAUGUGUUAUGGC
Octopus bimaculoides (California two-spot octopus) is the source of this 1322-nucleotide messenger RNA. RefSeq lists its product as uncharacterized. NCBI's taxonomy places the organism in Eukaryota, Metazoa, Mollusca, Cephalopoda, Octopoda, Octopodidae. The record is from RefSeq and is a predicted model, not a curated record.